AUGCAGGCGCGCUACUCCGUGUCGGACCCCAACGCGCUGGGAGUGGUGCCGUACCUGGGCGAGCAGAACUACUACCGGGCGGCGGGCGGCUACGGCGGCAUGGCCAGCCCCAUGGGCGUCUACUCGGGCCACCCCGAGCAGUACGGCGCCGGCAUGGGCCGCUCGUACGCGCCCUACCACCACCCGCAGCCCGCGGCGCCCAAGGACCUGGUGAAGCCGCCCUACAGCUACAUCGCGCUCAUCACCAUGGCCAUCCAGAACGCGCCCGAGAAGAAGAUCACGCUAAACGGCAUCUACCAGUUCAUCAUGGACCGCUUCCCCUUCUACCGCGAGAACAAGCAGGGCUGGCAGAACAGCAUCCGCCACAACCUCUCGCUCAACGAGUGCUUCGUCAAGGUGCCGCGCGACGACAAGAAGCCGGGCAAGGGCAGCUACUGGACGCUCGACCCGGACUCGUACAACAUGUUCGAGAACGGCAGCUUCCUGCGGCGGCGCCGGCGCUUCAAGAAGAAGGACGUGCCCAGAGACAGGGAGGAACGCGCGCCGCGCAAGGAGCCGCCCCCCGCCGGGCCCCCCCUGGCGGACGCCCCCAAGGAGGCCGAGAAGAAGGUGGUGGUCAAGAGCGAGGCGGCGUCGCCGGCGCUGCCCGUCAUCACCAAGGUGGAGACGCUGAGUCCCGAGAGCGCGCGGCACGGCAGCCCGCGCAGUGCCGCCUCCACGCCCGCAGGCUCCCCCGACGGCUCGCUGCCCGAGCACCACGCCGGGCCGCCCAACGGGCUGCCGGGCUUCAGCGUGGAGAACAUCAUGACGCUGCGAACGUCGCCGCCGGGCGGCGAGCUGAGCCCCGCGCUCAACCCCAGCGGGGAGCUGAACCACCUCUCCGGCCACACGUUCGCGGCCCAGCAGCAAACUUUCCCCAACGUCCGGGAGAUGUUCACCUCCCACCGGCUGGGCCUGGAGAACUCCGCCCUCGGGGAGCCCCAGGUGAGCGGCAGCGCGAGCUGUCAGCUGCCCUACAGGGCCUCGCCGUCGCUCUACCGCCACGCGGCCCCCUACUCCUACGACUGCACCAAGUACUGA
Molecule: messenger RNA, 1080 nt
Organism: Orycteropus afer afer
Lineage: Eukaryota; Metazoa; Chordata; Mammalia; Tubulidentata; Orycteropodidae
Gene: FOXC2
Product: forkhead box C2
Exons: 2
Coding region: 1-1080 (359 amino acids)
Biological process (GO): anatomical structure morphogenesis; cell differentiation; regulation of transcription by RNA polymerase II
Molecular function (GO): RNA polymerase II cis-regulatory region sequence-specific DNA binding; DNA-binding transcription factor activity, RNA polymerase II-specific
Source: RefSeq, a predicted model, not a curated record